GAAUUGCACGCACAGCACAUAGUUUCUCCUUCAGUUGUGUAUUCAGAAAGCAAAUCACAGUGCAGAAGCACGGAGCGGACUUACUGACAGCGAGCAGAAAGAGAGUGGUCCUUUCUCACUUUUCUUCUUCAGCCAAAAACAAGCUCCAUGAAUUACAAGAAGUUUUAGAAUUGCCUUGUCUUCAACUUAAACGAAAUGCUCAAAGAAGAUAGAAUGGUAGCUCUUACCUCUUAAAAAAUGUGUCUUGAAAAAUAUGGAAAACUGGACAGACUUAAAGACAGCAGUUGGUUAUAGAGAAAGUGGUUUGUUUGCUGGGAUUUGCUACAGAAAGAACAAGCCGGUAGAUCUUGGGAAUGCAGGUGACUUUACAUGAUGUUGCUCAAAGGAUUCUCCUGCUUUGCACUCCAAGAGAAAUGCUGCAGUUAGCUCGGAUGCAAUGCAACUGAAAUGCAGAUAAAAAGUCGGAGUUCAUGGUUUUACCCUGAAAAAAUUACAUGGCUUCAGUGCCAUAUUUCUAUACCUAGUUUUUAAGAACUCAAUUGGAGGGUUUUGAGUUACUUUCUGACCUGAUUUAUAUUUAUAGCUAUCAUUUUUUGAGAAAUAUUUUCUUUUUCUACCUCUCUCCGCCCUGCUUUUCUCUGAACUGUCUCUUUACUUAUGUUUCCUUAAAAAGACUGUCCCGGGGGCCAACUCUCCCAUUAGGGACUUGUAUGAAAAAGCUAAUUGAGAAAGACUAGAUUGUCUUUAGUUUGAUAGCUCCUAAUGUUUUGAUAUGUCCAGCCAGCCAUCUGCAACUACAAACUCCCUGCUGAGUUGCUGGCAGGGAGACAAAGAAAUGGAAAACAGCAAAGAAGUCACCAUGUGGUAUGAGCCGAGAGUUUUUGGCAGCCUGGCUGAAUUAAGACCAUAAUCCUUUUCGGAAAUCAUUCUAAAACGGAACUAUUCACAAUAAACAUGAAAUUAAAAGCAUGAUGUAGUAGUGACCCAAAAGGAAUGUGAAUUCUUCUCCAGGACAUGCAGAGACCUGUGGAUGAACUGUUUCUAGAUUCUUGCUCCAGCUUUCCUGAGAGUCAGAAUGAGCAAGAGGCACGUAAGUGUGGGUCAGCAAACGUGGGCUCUCCUCUGCAAGAACUUUCUGAAGAAAUGGAGGAUGAAGAGAGAGACCUUGUUGGAAUGGUUUUUCUCAUUUCUUCUAGUAUUGUUUGCAUACCGACUUUCCUCCAAUUUACAUCAAGUUAAUGACUUCCCUCAAUUGCCUGCUAUGAAUCUGGGACGUGUAGAUAAUUUUAAUGAUUCUAAUUAUGUGAUUGCAUUUGCACCUGAAUCCAAAACAACCCAGGAGAUCAUGAACAAAGUGGCUUCAGCCCCAUUCAUGAAAGGAAGAACAAUCGUGGGGUGGCCGGAUGAGAAAAGUAUGGACGAUUUGGAUUUAAACUACUCUAUAGAUGCAGUGAAAGUCAUCUUUAAUGAUACCUUCUCAUAUCAUUUGAAGUUUUUCUGGGGAGGGAGAAUCCCCAAGAUGAAGGAACACAGAGACCAUUCAGCUCAUUGUCAAGUGAUGGAUGAAAAAAUCACAUGUGAAGGUUCAGUGUUCUGGGAGAAAGGCUUUGUAGCUUUUCAAGCUGCCAUUAACGCUGCUAUCAUAGAAAUCACAACAAAUCAUUCAGUGAUGGAAGAGCUGAUGUCAAUUACUGGUAUAAAUAUGAAGAUAUUACCUUUUGUUGCCCAAGCAGGAGUUGUGACUGAUUUUUUCAUAUUCCUCUGCAUUAUUUCUUUUUCCGCAUUCAUUUACUAUGUAUCAGUUAAUGUUACCCAAGAAAGACAAUACAUUAAGUCAUUGAUGAUGAUGAUGGGCCUUCGAGAAUCAGCAUUCUGGCUCUCCUGGGGUUUGAUGUAUGCUGGCUUCAUCUUUAUUGUGGCUACUUUGAUGGCUCUUAUUGUAACAUCUGCCCAAGUUGUCGUCCUGACUGGCUUUGUGGUGGUCUUCACCCUCUUUCUCCUCUAUGGCCUGUCUUUGAUAACUUUAGCUUUCCUGAUGAGCGUGUUGAUAAAGAAACCUUUCCUUACUGGAUUGGUUGUCUUUCUCCUUACUGUCUUUUGGGGGAGUCUGGGAUUCACUGCAUUGUACAGACAUCUUCCUGCAUUUUUGGAAUGGACCCUAUGUCUUCUUAGCCCUUUUGCUUUCACUGCUGGAAUGGCUGAGCUUAUACAUUUGGACUAUGAUGUGAAUUCUAACAUCCAUUUGGAUUCUUUAGACAACCCAUACCUAAUAACAGCUACUCUUUUCGUGUUGGUUUUUGAUGCUCUUCUGUAUUUGGCUUUGACAUUAUAUUUUGACAAAAUUUUGCCCACUGAAUACGGACAUCGAUGUUCUCCUUGGUUUUUCCUGAAAUCCUCUUUUUGGUUUCAACACCAAAGGGCUGGUCAUUUGGCCCUUGAGAAUGAAAUAGAUUCAGAUUCUUCAUCCAACGACUCUUUUGAACCAGUGUCUCCAGAAUUCCACGGGAAAGAAGCCAUCAGAAUAAGAAAUCUUAGGAAAGAAUAUGGAAAAGGAAAUCAUGAAAAAGUAGAAGCCUUGAAAGGUCUGGUAUUUGACAUAUAUGAAGGCCAGAUCACUGCCCUCCUUGGUCACAGUGGAGCUGGGAAAACGACCCUGUUAAACAUGCUCAGUGGACUGUCCAAACCAACAUCAGGUUCGGUCACAAUCUAUAAUCACACCCUUUCGGAAAUGACUGACUCCAAAACCGUUAGCAAGCUCACUGGAGUCUGUCCACAAUCCAAUGUGCAAUUUGGCUUCCUCACUGUGAAAGAAAAUCUCAGGCUCUUCGCUAAAAUAAAAGGGAUUCAGCCACAUGAAGUGGAACAAGAGAUGCAACAAGUUUUAAGGGACUUGGAGAUGGAAAAUAUUCAAGAUAUUCUUGCUCAAAAUUUAAGCGGUGGACAAAAAAGGAAACUAACUUUUGGGAUUGCCAUUUUAGGAGACCCUCAGGUUUUGCUAUUGGACGAACCAACUGCUGGAUCAGAUCCUCUUUCAAGGCACUGUGUAUGGAACCUCCUAAAAGAGAGGAAAUCCGAUAGAGUCAUUCUCUUCAGUACCCAGUUCAUGGAUGAGGCUGACAUCCUGGCUGAUAGGAAGGUGUUUAUAUCCAAUGGGAGGCUGAAGUGUGCGGGCUCUUCUCUAUUCCUGAAGAAGAAAUGGGGCAUCGGCUACCAUUUAAGUUUGCAUCUGAAUGAAAUGUGUGAUCCAGACAAUAUAACAUCACUUGUUAAACAGCACAUCCCUGAUGCCAAAUUAACAGCACAAAGUGAAGAAAAGCUCAUAUAUAUUUUGCCUUUGGAGAGGACAAACAAAUUUCCAGAUCUUUACAGGGAUCUUGACAGAUGCUCUAACCAGGGCAUUGAGAAUUAUGGUGUUUCCAUGACAACUUUGAAUGAAGUGUUCUUGAAAUUAGAAGGAAAAUCAGCUAUUGAUGAAUCAGAUGUUGGAAUUUGGGGAGAGUUACAAAGUAAUAGGACAAAAGACACGGGAAGCCUUGUUGAGCUGGAACAAAUUUUGUCUUCCUUUAAGGAAACAAAGAAAUCAAUCAGCGGCAUGGCUCUCUGGAGACAGCAGCUCUGUGCAAUAGCAAAAGUUCGCUUCCUCAAGUUAAAGAAUGAAAAAAAAACUCUGUUGACCAUAUUAUUGCUUUUUGGCAUCAGCUUUUGCCCUCAGCUUUUGGAACAUCUAUUCUAUGAGUUAUAUCAAAAAAGUUAUUCUUGGGGACUGACUCCUAAUAUGUACUUCCUCUCUCCGGGACAACCACCUCAAGCUCCUCUGACCCACUUACUGGUAAUCAAUAAAACAGGGUCAAGUAUUGAUAACUUUAUACAUUCACUGAGGCAACAGAACAUAGCUUUGGAAGUGGAUGCCUUUGGAACUAGAAGUGGCCCAAACGAGCUAUCAUACAAUGGUGUUAUCACUGUGUCAGGUGAUGACAAGGAUCACAGGUUCUCAAUAGCAUGUAACACAAAAAGGCUGAAUUGCUUUCCUGUCCUCAUGGAUAUCAUCAGCAAUGGGCUACUUAGAAUUUUUAAUUCUUCAGAACACAUUCGGACUGACAGAAGCACAUAUUUUGAAGAGCACACGUCUUAUGAGCAUGGGUACCUGAGCAAUGCCUUCUUCUGGAUACCUGUGGCGGCCUGUUUUACUCCUUACAUUGCGAUGAGCAGCAUCGGGGACUAUAAAAGAAAAGCUCACUCCCAGCUACGGAUUUCAGGGCUCUACCCUUCUGCGUACUGGUUUGGCCAGGCACUGGUAGAUAUUCCACUCUACUUCUUGAUCCUCCUUCUGAUGCAAAUAAUGGAUUACGUUUUUAGCCCAGAUGAAAUUAUAUUUAUAAUUCAAAACCUUUUAGUUCAGAUUCUGUGUAGUAUUGGAUAUGUCUCAUCUCUGGUUUUCUUGACAUACGUGAUUUCAUUCAUUUUUCGCAAUGGGAGAAAAAAUAGUGGUAUUUGGUCAUUUUUCUUCUUAAUUAUCACCAUCUUCUCAAUAGUUGCUACGGAUCUAAAUGAAUAUGGAUUUCUAGGGUUAUUUCUCUGCACCAUAUUAAUACCACCUUUCACACUGAUUGGUUCUCUGUUCAUUUUCUCUGAGAUUUCUCCUGACUCCAUGGAUUAUUUAGGAGCUUCAGAAUAUCAAGUUGUGUUUCUGGCACUGCUAAUACCUUACCUUCAUUUUUGCAUUUUUGUUUUUGUUCUCCGGUGUCUGGAAGUGAACUUUAGGAAGAAAUCAAUGAGAAAAGAUCCCGUGUUCAGAAUUUCUCCAAGAAGCAGUGGCAUUUUUCCAAACCCAGAAGAACCCGAAGGAGAGGAUGAAGAUGUUCAGAUAGAAAGAAGAAGAACCACAAAUGCUGGGACUGUUGAAGACUUUGAUGAGAAACCCGUCAUCAUUGCUAGCUGUCUACGGAAGGAAUAUGCAGGCAAAAAGAGAAACUGCUUUGCUAAGAGGAAGAAAAAAGUGGCCAUAAGAAAUGUCUCUUUCUGUGUUAAAAAAGGUGAAGUUAUAGGCCUCUUAGGACACAAUGGAGCUGGUAAAAGUACAACUAUUAAGAUGAUAAUUGGACAUACAAAUCCAACCGCAGGGCAGGUGAUUUUGAAAGGGAGCAGUGAGGGGGACUCCCUCGGGUUCCUGGGAUACUGUCCUCAGGAGAACGUGCUCUGGCCCAACCUGUCAGUAAGGGAACAUCUAGAGGUGUUCGCUGCCAUCAAAGGGCUGAAGAAAGGGGACGCCACAGUCACCAUCUCACGGUUGGUGGAUGCGCUCAAGCUGCAGGACCAGCUGAAGCUGCCUGUGAAGGCCUUAUCCGAGGGAAUAAAGAGGAAGGUGUGCUUCGCGCUGAGCAUCCUGGGAAACCCAUCGGUGGUGCUUCUGGAUGAGCCAUCCACGGGCGUGGACCCUGAGGGGCAGCAGCAGAUGUGGCAGGCUAUCCGGGCCACCUUUAGGAACACGGAGAGGGGCGCCCUCCUGACCACUCAUUACAUGGCAGAGGCAGAGGCCGUGUGUGACCGCGUGGCCAUCAUGGUGUCCGGAAGGCUGAGAUGUAUCGGUUCCAUACAACACCUGAAAAGCAAAUUUGGUAAAGAGUAUCUGCUAGAGAUGAAGGUGAAGACCCCUGCCCAGGUGGAGCCCCUCCACUGUGAAAUUCUGAGACUUUUCCCCCAGGCUGCUCGGCAGGAAAGGUACUCCUCCCUGAUGGUCUAUAAGUUGCCUGUUGAGGAUGUGCACCCCUUAUCGCAAGCUUUCUUCAAAUUAGAGAUAGCCUCUGGGCCACUUCUUGGAAUUCCCUUCUCUUUCCAAGAGAUCUCUUGGAGGACCUCCAUUGGAUGCAGCAUCUUGGCCUCUCCAAACUCUGCAAGUACAGGGCCAUCACUGUCCACAAUUUUUUACAUGUUCCCAGACUUGAGGCAAGGACCCAAUCCCAUGUCCCCAGAUUACAGGUCAAUCCCACCAGAUCCUCUGUCCACGGAGGGGAGAAAGGAAAUGCCACAGCAAUCUGGACAACUGCCCACAAGAAACCUUUGCUUUCUAGUCUUACCUCUCAGUUCAUUAUUUUCUUCCUUUUAUGUAUCUGCACAUUUGGGGGUCUUAAUCACAGUCCACAUUGAUAACAGAUGGUCAACUCAAAAUUAGGAUAAUUUGACAAAGUUUGGUUUAGGCAGGGACCAUUUGCCAAGGGGCAAGGCACAGUGCAAUGACCCAAGGCUAGACUUAGCAGAAGUGUUGCCAUUCUCAGGUCCAAAGGGACUAAGAGAGGAAGCAAUGGCAGGAACCCGGGAGUAGAAUCAUGUAGAAUUUGUGACCUCGUGAGAAGCAGUGACUUUCAAUCAAGGGACAAAGUUGAUAUCAGGGAGGGAGUGAAGGAAUAAAGACCUUGACCUCCCCUCUCCUCUGUCCCUCCUCAUGAGCUACCACUGGUGGAAACCACCAGAAAAAGCCUAAGUCAGCCGGUAGAGCAAAGAGCAGAGUAGAGAGAGUGAAGGCAAACGUUAAGGGGCACAUGGUAGUGUUCUAGCACAGGGGGGAACUGUCUCUCCACUCAUCCGGCAUAGGUGGUCUGGGACCUUGCACGUUGUUUUCCAGUCUGGUAUGCCCCGGCCCAAACUCUAAGACAAUGGGAGAGUAUUUCCGUCCUGUUACAAGACCACAGGGUGAAUUUGCCUUUCCAUAUUUAGCAUAUGUGCUGCCCAAGCGAGCACCUGUCUUUCCAUAUUUAGUCCGAGAAUAUUUAUUACCUUAUCCUUCAUGUUUAAAAUCUGUAUGUAUGUAGAUUUUGGCAUAACUUGGUAAAACUCUCCAAAUAAAAAAAUAGAUGAACUCUUAACGUCCGUCCGUCCUUCUGCAGUUAAACAGAGCUUCGACCUGGAGGAGUACAGCCUCUCCCAGUCCACCCUGGAGCAGGUGGGUCAGUGUGCGUGACUCGGUUCAUUCAUGCACUAUAAAUGUACAACGUGAGCGGACGCUUUGCACUCACUUGGAGCUACGGAGGCAGCGUGGCCUCUCUCCCUCUUUAUUUCUUGUCCGUCUCAGGUUUUCCUGGAGCUCUCCAAGGAACAGGAGCUGGAUGACUUUGAGGAAGAACUUGACCCUUCAGUGAAGAGGAAACUCCUCCCACAGGAAGACCCUUAAAGCCCCAAAUACCCUAUGUUUCUUUUUAGUCUUAUGCCUCUUUUUAAAGAUAAUAUUUUAUGUCAUUAAUACAUCUUAUCUCAGAUAGGAUACAAAAUGCUUUUGAAACUCAUGUCCCCAUUUUUCUCAAUAACAUGAUGGAUAGUAGGACUAAGGAGAAAAGGCAGUGAGAGCCGUCUCAAAACCGGACCAUGGGGCCUCUGUACUCGCAACUAAAUCCCACAUGUCAUACGGAGGUAAAUCGAAAAUGCCUUUGUUGUAGAAUGUUUGGAUCUCUCAAGAUGACACAGAGAUUGCUUUAUUUUCUUUGUUUCAACAUCAAAAUUUUGAAUAUUUUCUUAUCCUUUUGAAUAAAGUGCACAAGUACAAAGUAAGACCUAAUCCUGAUUUUAGGGGAAAGAGAGGUGGUGAUUACAGAACAGCACAGUAUUUGCUUUUUUAAAAGUUUUUGUUUAAAUCCCAGUUAGUUAACGUGCAGUGUGAUGUUGACUUCAGGUGGACAAUACGGUGACACAGCACACUUCCUUAUAAACACCUGGCGCUCAUCCCAACAAGUAUUUGUGUUUUGUAAUUCAGAGUUUGUUUGUUGUUGUUGUUGUUGUUGUUCGCUUAUUCAUAAUAAACGGAUUUUCCUUUUCUGUCAUUUUUCAUAUUUUA
Mirounga angustirostris (Northern elephant seal) is the source of this 7822-nucleotide messenger RNA. RefSeq names its product ATP binding cassette subfamily A member 9 (gene ABCA9). Gene Ontology annotation, biological process: lipid transport; transmembrane transport. The transcript has 38 exons. Gene Ontology annotation, cellular component: membrane; intracellular membrane-bounded organelle. Bases 1076 to 6169 code for a protein of 1697 amino acids. NCBI's taxonomy places the organism in Eukaryota, Metazoa, Chordata, Mammalia, Carnivora, Phocidae. Gene Ontology annotation, molecular function: ATP hydrolysis activity; lipid carrier activity; ABC-type transporter activity. The record is from RefSeq and is a predicted model, not a curated record.